This is a messenger RNA of Lytechinus variegatus (green sea urchin), 2276 nucleotides long. RefSeq names its product rho guanine nucleotide exchange factor 39-like. The transcript is spliced from 13 exons. Gene Ontology annotation, cellular component: cytoplasm. NCBI's taxonomy places the organism in Eukaryota, Metazoa, Echinodermata, Echinoidea, Temnopleuroida, Toxopneustidae. The record is from RefSeq and is a predicted model, not a curated record. The coding region runs from base 160 to 1965 and encodes 601 amino acids. Gene Ontology annotation, molecular function: guanyl-nucleotide exchange factor activity. Gene Ontology annotation, biological process: intracellular signal transduction.
AUAUCUAUUUAAAGCCGCUGAAUUUCAAAAUACUGAACAUCAUCUGACAUUUAACGGCGUAAUUCUGCUUUCUAAAUUUAAUUUCAUCAUUGAUGCCAAGUGUUAAUUUCCAGUGAAGUUGACGUAUGAGAGAACAUACACGAAAAUGACAAGGUACUAAUGUCCACGACAGGAGAUAAAAGAAAGAAGGACAGUAUAGGAGCCAGCUCGAAGAGAAAGAAGAUUCGGAAGUCGCUAAGCUGGCGGGAGAGUAAGGAGGCCAUCAAACAGGAUUUAGAGAAAUUCUUCCAGGAGAGGUUCUCAAGAGGUGAUAAGAUGGAGCGCAAACGAGAGAAGGUUGUAACCGAGAUCUUCGCUUCGGAAAGGCGCUACCUGGAACAGCUGGAUAUCAUUAUCACUCAUUUCAUAAAACCACUGAGACAAUCACGUAUAGUGCCCGAGAACGACAUCCGUAUCAUGUUCGGGGACAUCACCGCCAUCCAAGCAAUCAACAAAGAACUCUUAGCUCACAUGGAAGAAAUGAGUAUCGGAGAGGCGUUCCUGCAGCUCGCACCAUACAUCAAGCUUUACUCCACCUAUGCUAAUAACUUUGAGAAGGCCAUUGACCUUUUGCAGGAAUGGGAAAGCAAGGCCGCUAACUUUGUAAGGUUUCUACGAGAGACGGAGAAGAAAGAUAAAUGCCGAAGUCUGUCUUUGCACGCUCUUCUCAUCACGCCGAUCCAAAGAGUUCCAAGAUACAAACUUUUACUCAAGCAACUCUUAGACCACACCCCAUCCAGCCACCAGGACUACACAAAAAUAAAAGAUGCCCUUCAAAACAUCUCAGAAGUAACUCAUGGCAUCAAUGAAUAUAUCAGAGAACAUGAGAACUUUCAGAAGAUGCUGGAUAUCCAGAAUUCCAUCGGUGGCAAGGCUCCUAAACUCAUCAUUCCUGGCCGGAAAUUCAUCAAAGAGGGACCGUUAAUGAAGGUCACUAAGAAUGGGUCUGGUUCCCACGAACGCAUGUUCUUCCUCUUCUCCGACAUCUUGAUCUAUGCCAAGCAUAACAUGAGCCUAGAGCGUCCUCUGUUGGCCAAGCCUUACACAUGUUCGUCUGUGAUCAAGCUUGAGGAUUGUAAGGUGGACCUCGUCCUUGGUGAGCAGAAAAUAGACGGAGCAGGGGCCCUAUUCAAGCUUUCAUACAAUGAGGAUCAUCUUCUGUUAUACUCCACCGACAACGCUGAAGCUUUAUCCUGGAUCGACAAACUUCAAGGCGCAAUCGAAACCCACAAGAGAAACCGCGCCUCUCUGAGAACGCCUUCUGUCCUGGAGAAACGCAAAGAGGAGGCAUUCACACGUGACGCUGGUCGGACGCCGUUCAGAGCGAGCAUGAGAAUUCGCAAUAUCCGUAGGAAACAUCAACUCGCCAGCGACAUGGUCUCUCAGGGGACAUCUCCUUCAGUGACAAAUAAAGACCUUCUUUACCCCAUGAGGAAAGACAUCCUGAAAAUGAGCGACAAGAAGGCUGGUAGCUCAAGGAGAUCAGUAUCAUCGCCACCCUUGAUACGGAGAAGUGCCUCUAGACGAUAUCCUCUGAGACACCAUGCAACACCGCAACCAAUAGCACCACCAAGGCACAGGGGAGUCUCCAAACGACCCAAGUCUCUUCCUCCUCAGCUGUCCAAGAAGAAAGUCAGGAGACUCCAACAUCAAGGACCACGCCCACUCAACAAGAAGAAAGCAGUAGAUCCUGAAAUGACCGUUUAUGAAGAUGCCCUUGGUCACGAUGAGGUAGGGCACGAAGACAAUCACGAUAACACCCUCUACCAGACGGCCAUCGCUGAAGAGGAAACACAUACCGAGAUCUACCCUUUGACCCCGAGCAAGGAACGUACCACGAGCUACCGUAGGGGGGAACAGUUUCUACAAGAGAUGCCACCCCUCACACCGGCUCAAAAUGGAGAAAGUCAGUGUAUAAUUCUAUGAGAUUAAAACGAGAAAAAAAAAUGAAUAAAGAGGGUGACUUGAUUUGUGCCAUUUUAUCUAAAAUCUCCGGGGGGUCUGUCAUGUUUAGAUGGACACCAUGCCUGUCACUGAAGUUUAAAAAAAGGACUCUAAGUUAGCAAUCUUGCUUCAAUGACAGAAAACCCUAAAUAAGUAUUUUUUUUUCAUGUUUUCCCCACCUAAAUAAUGUCUCAAAUAUUCUAUUUUCAUGAUAGGGAGAACUAAAAAGUAUACAAUUUUUUUCUAAUUUCGGCAAAUUUGUUACCCUUCACACACUGCAGUCGCAUACAUCG